Daphnia carinata is the source of this 1589-nucleotide messenger RNA. RefSeq names its product serine/threonine-protein kinase RIO2-like (gene RIOK2). The record is from RefSeq and is a predicted model, not a curated record. The coding region runs from base 78 to 1544 and encodes 488 amino acids. Gene Ontology annotation, biological process: maturation of SSU-rRNA; protein phosphorylation. NCBI's taxonomy places the organism in Eukaryota, Metazoa, Arthropoda, Branchiopoda, Diplostraca, Daphniidae. The transcript is spliced from 7 exons. Gene Ontology annotation, molecular function: ATP binding; protein serine/threonine kinase activity. Gene Ontology annotation, cellular component: cytosol; nucleus; preribosome, small subunit precursor.
GCAUGUGCUUGAUCCAUAAAGGAUACCAACAGAGUGUAACCGAUUGGCACGUGUAUAAAUAAUUUUGACUUUAAAAAAUGGGGAAAAUUAACGUUGCUCUAUUACGUUACCUGAACACGGAAGAUUAUCGUGUCUUGACUGCCGUUGAAAUGGGCAUGAAAAAUCACGAGCUCGUCAAUACCAAGUUGAUUGCUAUGAUUGCCCAGCUAGCUGGAGGUGGAGCUCACAAAAUUCUCAUGAGACUCUCCAAAGAACGCUUGGUUGCCUAUGAGCGGGGAAAGCAUUAUGAUGGUUAUCGUUUAACAAAUUUGGGAUAUGAUUUUCUGGCUCUCAAAACAUUUGUGAAGAAGAAUGUUCUGCACUCGUUUGGUAACCAGAUUGGUGUGGGAAAAGAAGCUGAUGUUUAUGUUGUGGGUAAUGAAGAACAACAACAGCUGUGUCUAAAAAUACAUAGGCUAGGGAGAACUUCAUUCCGUAAGAUCAAAGAAAAAAGGGACUAUCACCAGCAUCGCAACAACGCCUCCUGGAUUUAUCUUUCUCGGCUUUCUGCCACCCGCGAAUUUGCCUACAUGAAAGCUCUUUAUGAACGUGAAUUUCCCGUUCCCCAACCUAUUGACUUCAAUCGUCAUUGUGUCCUUAUGGAAUUAGUGAACGGCUAUCCACUAUGCCAACUGAGAGAACUGAAUGACGCAGGCGCUUUGUUUGAAGAAUUGAUGAACUUGUUGCUGAAAUUGGCCAACUACGGUGUUAUCCACAGCGAUUUUAAUGAGUUCAACAUCAUGAUCGACGAUAACGAGAAACCGAUUUUAAUCGAUUUCCCACAAAUGAUUUCCACCAGCCACUCUGAAGCAGAAGAAUUUUUCGACCGCGAUGUGAAAUGUUUGAAAGAUUUUUUCAAACGGCGUUUCAAUUUCGAGGGCGAAGCUUAUCCUGCCUUUACGGACGUUGUGCGUGAGGCCAAUAUUGAUGUUGAAGUUGCUGCCAGCGGUUAUGUCAAAGAACUUGAAGAUGAAUUGGAUGAAGACUAUAACGAAGAAUCUGAUGUGGAUGUAGAUGAUCGCGAGAACUCCAAGGAUGACAAAAUCUCACAAGAAAUUGCAGAGAAAGUUGACACUCUGACCACAGCAAAUGCGAAAGAAACUAUACAAAAGACCACGGAACAGUUAUUAUGCGAAAAAGAUAAAGUUGAUGACCUUAUACCAGCGGAAAAUGAAGUUCCAGAGCCACUUGAUCGGGAUUAUGUCCCUAUAGAUCGGAGCGAAGAGCCAAUAGAAGACGCAGAAGACGUGGAACAGCUUUCAGAAAUGUUAACAGAUUGGUCCGGAAUAAAAACAAAGAACCGCGGAACAGGGAGCACAGCAUCCAUGUCAACCAUUCACCCAGAUGUCAUCAAACAAAGAGUGAAGAAAACUAUUACCAAACGACAGAACGUCCAGGCAGUGCAGAGGAUACGCGCCAAGGGUGAAGCGAGUGCCGCCACCCGCAAGAAGAGAGAAAAUAAAGAAUUAAUCCGGGCUGAUGGUAUCUGGGGUUGGGACAAUUGAUACUGUAAUUUUUAAUAUACAACGGAUUGUUAACAAAAGCAAAAA